This is a messenger RNA of Fusarium subglutinans, 2403 nucleotides long. RefSeq lists its product as uncharacterized. The transcript is spliced from 7 exons. The record is from RefSeq and is a predicted model, not a curated record. NCBI's taxonomy places the organism in Eukaryota, Fungi, Ascomycota, Sordariomycetes, Hypocreales, Nectriaceae. The coding region runs from base 1 to 2403 and encodes 800 amino acids. Gene Ontology annotation, molecular function: DNA binding; zinc ion binding. Gene Ontology annotation, cellular component: nucleus. Gene Ontology annotation, biological process: DNA-templated transcription.
AUGGAGUCGAUGAUUGUCGGGGAUGCCAGUCUUAUUUGCUGGGGCUCCUUUGCGGAUGCCGUUUCCGUAAUGACUUAUCUCGGAGUCCACGUUGAGAAGCUCACUGGGCUCUACAAACCGUCGUUGAGCUCCGAACACAAACGACGCCUUUUCGGUCGAGUUUACAACCUUGACAAAGCAAUCGUCGCUUUCACUGGAAGGCCGCCGCUGAUAAAUCCGCGCUUUUGCUCGACGCCACCGCCACUGGACUUGAGUGACGAGGAUCUUCUUGCUGGAGGUGCUGUGCUUGAGAGGGCCGUCUCUGAGCUUGAUAGCCGUGGCUGGAACUUGAGAGGUGGUGUUUAUCCUUCGAGUAUCUGUCGAGCUGGUUACUUUAUGGCUCAGAUACUGAACGAAAUUAUUGAUAUCAGUCUUGGUUCUGGCUCCAAUGCGACUGUUGAGACAAUUAGAAAUCUCAAGCAGCGUCAGCUGAAUGUCUUUGCCGAACUUCCCCGGUGCCUUGUCUAUGAUCCCGACGACUCUAACGAGCUUCCUCUUCCAAGAGCAGAAAUACGAUCAUACGAUAAAGACCUUUCUGAACCUCCAGUCGAGGCAAACGUUGUGUCAUUGAGAAUAUUCAUCCGACUCACACAUCUACAGAACAUGUUUUUGCUGGAAAGGCUUCUCCUUCAAUAUGGGUGUCCGGAUAAAGGAGAUGUCCUUUUAGUUUCGUAUGAGAUGAUAAGGCUCACUCUCAUGUUUUGGAUGCACAAGGAUCGAUUCCGUGAUAUUCGUCGGGAUAUGGAAUGGCUGUUGAUGGCCUUUGCAGUACCAGGCGGUGGCAUUCUCUGCCUUGAACUACUCAGUCCAACAUUCCAGGGCAAGCACCCCAAAGACAGUCGCCUCAGUCGAUCAAGCAUUGUCCAGCAACUAAGUUUGCUUGUUGGUUUCUUAGACUGGGUCCAGCCAUCAGCACCAAACGGCGAUCUUUGUGCGAGCUGCAAGACUGUGAUACAGCGCGUGCUAGAUUAUCAUCUCAAUAAUAUGGACCCGAUGAGUGACGUUGGAUCAUUGGACCAGUUCAGUUUAGACCACGCUUCACUCACAGCAAGCCUUCACCGUAGCGCACGCUUCACGGCGUCAACCUUCCUCGCGCUCAUCGCUAUUCUCGCUUCACAAGCUCUACUACACGAACGCCACAUUCUUUCGUUGAUCCGCCUGUCUGCUCUACCAAGUGGUGCCUUGCAGAGCAUCGCGACCAUGGCGGCAACAUCCACGACCCCCGAACUCGCGACCAUGCCAACCGAGAUUAUUUGUAUGAUCGGUGACAACAUGUCUGUCCAUGAGAUCAAGGACUGGACGCUUGUGUCAAACCAGUUUCGCGAAAUCCUUCUCCCAAAACUCUGCAAGCACCUCAAGUUUUCCGGUAAUAUGAAGGAACUCACAAACAGCCUCAACGCCUACUUUACGAGGAAGACAGCUUCAUUCCGUCAUUUGGCCCGUCAUCAAGCAAAGCUCGUGACUUUUGAAGUAAAAAGUUUCAACAACCCCCGCGAAAUGAAUGCUUGGCUUGUAGGCUAUGGAGUCGAGAACAUACCCGUCGGGCGCUUUUUGGCGGAUACACCUAAUCUACAUGGAGUUGUUUUCGAUCUAUGCCUCCCAUAUCUCAAAGAACCACACAAGUUCACCAGCCUCAUUCGCAAGGGCCCAGACUGGCAUGGCCCUAAGCAUCUUUAUUUCAAGAAAUUCCCCGAGUUCUAUGACCUUGGCAGAAUUGUUGAAAAGUUCAAAGCCGGGGCCCUUGAGGGAAUUGCUGGACCUCCGGGAAUGUCACUAGACGAGUAUGACGAACUUGCACGAAACGGGGCCAGUCUCACUUCACUGCGCCUUGACAAAUACUUUUGCAUCUAUGAACGUGAUGCGACCCUCCCAGGCUUGAAUGGUGGGCUUGCCAGCAAGAUCAACAAAAGCUUUCCUCGCCUGGAGUCAUUGAAUAUUUAUGAUGAAUAUCCUUCCGGUCUCAGCUUCCACAGGAAUUACAGAUAUCAUAACCGCUGGUGCCAAGAGAUCACAAAAGGCGCGUUAAUCCUCGCUAAGUUGCAGCGGCUCCGUCGGUUUGCAUUCACUAUGGGUCUUCUGGAGGAGUCUGACAACUUUGCUAUCAAUUGCAUCACAACGCAAUUACUGGCCAUGAUGGACAAGAAAGUUCUGGGACCCUUUGAAGUUCGCGGGGUUGAGGGUGUAUACAAACUGAUGAUUGCCUAUUUUGCCGCCCACGCGAAAGGUCUCGAGGAGAUUUGCAUUUCAAAUGGACAUCUCAUGUUCUACCGAGCAACUCUCACAGACGGCGUGUGGAACAUGUCUGAAGAGUCUCACAAGGAUACUUCUCAAAAACACUCGUUCCCGAAUGGUUUGGGGAACUGA